UCGAAGAAUGCAAAGAUCAACUGAACAACGCCCAUUCAAGCAUCCUACUGUUCUUUCUUAGAGUCAAAUUGUGGGUACUGACCAGACAUGGUCGAGUGUUCACCUUGGCCUCCAACAUAACCUUCUACGCCACGGGGCCGCUGGAGGCCUGACCCAAUAUUGUUGCCUGAUGGCAUAUAUAAAUGACUAAGAACACAGUCUCUUCCGCUCUACCUUCAACAAAAUCCAUCAAGUACAGCAACUUGGCCCCACAUCAUGAUCACCUUCACAGUCUUUCAGAAAUCCACACCCCACGCUCUCCGCGCCAUCUCUCUCGCCGCAUUCCCACCCGCCUUCAUCAUCCUACUCAUAUCAGGCCUCGUUCUGGAGCAAGUCAACCCAGCCAUUGGUCUCGUGCCUCUCUUUUUCUCCUCUGCGUAUGCUGCUCUCUUGCUUUCCAACGAGAAACAAUGCGGAUGUCAAGCAGGCGGUCUCACCGGCACGCCCUUCCAUUUCAUCCUUGAUUUCCUGAUUGGAACAGGUCUGCUGGUCUGUUUGAUACUCGCAUGGGUGUUCAUGGGAUCCUACCGUGAGCAUGGCGUAAUACUGGGAACGUAUGGGACGAAUUUCUUGAUCUGCAACUUCUUAAUACAUCUCUACUUUGUACUUGGUCAGCUCAAUCAAGCACUCCAGGGUGUACAGAGUUACCCAACAAGCUGUCCGCAGUGUCAGAGUGGUUCAAUUUCGUUUUCGAUGGGAGGAUUCCAGUUUGGGAGGGAUUAUCAAUUUGGUUCUGGUUCGAAGACCGGAAUGAAGAACGGGUACGCACCACUCCUGGACGGAGAAGGGGAGCCAAGAGUCAGUACUGGCGACAGGGCGGACGGAGGAGAGAGCAUGGUGUAGACGCUGUUAGACAGUGAUUAUGGCAUUGCGAAGCGUUUGUUCUCGGCGUUAGUGGCAGCAUAGCAUUCUCAUCUCCAACAGACAAUAAUAAUACUUGAAGAAUGUUA
This is a messenger RNA of Macroventuria anomochaeta, 989 nucleotides long. RefSeq lists its product as uncharacterized. The transcript is spliced from 2 exons. NCBI's taxonomy places the organism in Eukaryota, Fungi, Ascomycota, Dothideomycetes, Pleosporales, Didymellaceae. The coding region runs from base 256 to 882 and encodes 208 amino acids. The record is from RefSeq and is a predicted model, not a curated record.